This is a messenger RNA of Topomyia yanbarensis, 3230 nucleotides long. RefSeq lists its product as uncharacterized. The transcript is spliced from 3 exons. Gene Ontology annotation, biological process: peptidyl-arginine methylation. The record is from RefSeq and is a predicted model, not a curated record. Gene Ontology annotation, cellular component: nucleus. The coding region runs from base 184 to 1833 and encodes 549 amino acids. Lineage: Eukaryota; Metazoa; Arthropoda; Insecta; Diptera; Culicidae. Gene Ontology annotation, molecular function: protein-arginine N-methyltransferase activity.
UUUCCCUACCGCGCGCAUGUUUUGUUCCUCACGGUCUUCCGUAAGGGAUUCGUUUUUCGCGUGUCCUGUAUUUUUUUCUUAGCUGCAUAAUUUUUCUACUUUCAGAGCUAAAUAGUUAUUUUUUAAUCAUAAAAAUUAGCUCACGAACCAGUGCACUGAAAUUGUUUCAACGAUCGAUUUACAAUGUCGGAUGACGAUUGUCCACCCCUUUGUGAAAUGGAAAUGGGUGGUGAUUCAAACGGUGAGGAAGAGGAAGCUGAUGAGUGGGAGAUUGCAGAAGAACAGAACGAACCAGUGCGGUGUCUGUUCUGCGAGCAGAUUUCUCCCACUAUGACGACCGCCAUCCGGCAUGCUCGGGAACGGCACGAGUUCGAUUUAGCGGAAGUCCGUCGAAGGUUUCAUCUGGAUGAGUAUUCGUACAUAAAGAUGAUCAAUUAUAUUCGUUUGGAAAAACCGGAUCCUGCAGUUUUUAAGAGCGAACGCAGUGUGUUCUGGUUGGACGAUAAGUACUUGAAACCAGUCGAGAACGAAACCUGGCUAAUGUUUGAUCUGGACGAGCUGGACGAGAUUUUGCUGAAUGGGAAUGGUACCGGUGGUGAUGGUGGUGGAGUUAAGGAAAAUGGCAACGAUAUCGGGGAGACGAUUACGUUGACUACGGAUCAGUACAGGAAGUUGCAUGGAAUUAUCAACGAAUUAACGGCGCAACUGAGGGAGAAGGAGAACUUACUUCAGCAUGCCGCCAGUGAUAUUGAGAAGAUGAAGGAGAGUUUUAGAAAUCUUUUGGAGCAGCAAAGUGAACAGAAUGUUGCUGGGAAGAAAAAAUGUUCGAAUGACAAAAUUGCACAAAUUAGGGAGGAAUUGAAGCAUUGUGUUAGCACCGUGGCUGUAGAGGACGAUCAGAGUUAUUUUAAUACCUAUUCGCAUUUCGGAAUUCACCACGAUAUGCUUAGCGAUUAUGUUCGCACGGCCAGCUACCGGGAUGCAAUCAUGAAUAACGGAGACAUUUUUCGAGAGAAGACCGUACUUGAUUUGGGGUGUGGUACUGCUAUAUUGUCCAUGUUUGCCGCUAAGGCAGGCGCGAAGGAGGUAAUUUCGGUCGAUCAAUCGGAUAUUAUCUACCAGGCGAUGGAUAUCGUUCGGCGAAACAAAAUCGAAAAUAUCAAGUUUGUGAAAGGUCGUCUGGAGGAUAGUGAACUGCCAGUCGAGAAGUUUGACAUAAUUGUGUCGGAGUGGAUGGGUUACUUUUUGUUGUUCGAAGGAAUGAUGGAUAGUGUAAUCUACGCUAGGAAACAAUACCUUAAAGAGGGAGGUUUUAUUCUACCUAAUAGAUGUAACUUGAGCUUGGUUGGUUAUGGAGACAGAGAACGUCAUGACGAGUUUAUUGGUUUCUGGAAAAAUGUUUACGGGUUUGAUAUGUCGUGCAUGAAGAAGGAGGUGCUACGGGAAGCAACCGUAGAAGUAUGCAAACCGGAACAUGUCAUAACCAAUGCGAAUAUCAUCGCUAAUUUCGAUCUGAUGGAGGUAGAUGUGGAUUGUCCAAACUUCAGCUACAAUUUCGAGCUUGUCGUCAAACGAAAAUGCAAACUGACUGCCCUGGUCGGUUACUUUGACACGUUUUUCGAACUGCCCGAGCACGUGGAGUUUUCCACCUCGCCGUACACAAAGCCAACGCACUGGAAGCAGACAUUAUUCUACGUCGAAGAGCCGAUAGCGGUAGAGGAGGGUCAGGUCAUCAAAGGUAAGUUCAUUUGUAGGCGAGAUCCAAAAGAUGCCCGAUCUUUGUUCAUCACAAUCGAGUACCUCGGGAAGGUGCUUAAGUACGCACUUAAUUAGCAGAUUGGGAUACUCAUUCUGCUCAACUAAUCGAAGAAUAGUUGUUCAACCACAUAGCUUUAAACGACCGUAUAGCCGGCUAGGAGCUUGAUACAGAUUUCAAUUUACCGAUAUAUGUAUAAAUCAAUGUAGUUUAGUAGUAAUCAACACAUGGACAGUGGUUGUGAGAUAUAAAAUAAGAUCGUGCACGGAAGGCAAAACAAUCCGCAAAGCAUUGCUUUUGAUUAAUCCUAGAAUGGUAGUUUGCAUUUUCUUCCAAACUUUUAUAACAAUCGACCAAACCUAGUAAUGUUUUCAGUAAAGCAGAAACUCACUAGACAAUCAGUUUUGGUAGAUAAAAUGCCACGCAUUUCGGAAACUCCUAAAAACAUUCAGCUUUUCUAGCGUUUCAGGUUUAUAGAUACGUAGAAACAUAUGAAACUAUCUACAAUCGGGCAAUGGUCCCCUGCUUCUUUCAUGCGUAGAUUUAGGGUAAGUUGAAACCACACACCGAAAAGCUUUAAUUUUCAAAAGACUUUCGACUUUUGUACACACAAUGUUUGAUUCCUUAAAAAAAGGAUAUUUUUGAUACAAAACCAAACAAAUUUUAUUUACUGUUAUAAAACCUAAUCAAGGCCGCAAAUGUCGCGCUUCCAUAGUGAAUAUUAAAAAAAAAGAAACCUAAUCUUCUAUGACAUAUUUAUGGUCAAAUAACUACUUUAAAAUAAAAUGUUGAAAUAUUUAAAGGUAAACGACGAAACACAUAAUUAUUAAAAACUCUAAAAUAUUACUAACAUAUCGUAUGGAUCCAAUAAACUUUCUAGUUGCUCUGCUGAAGUAAGUAGGAAUAGUCCCGCGUACGUUGCAUUUUUACGUUAUACGUAGAUAGGUGAUUUUAAAAUCACUAAAGCACACAAUAAUGAAUUAACUCUUGUCAGGAAUUGCACGAAAUCUUUUUAGUAAUUGUCUCCAAUUACUAAUCAAUUAAUUUAUAGCUAGAGAAGAUCCCGAACACCUCAACCUUAUAGUCUUAUUGUCGAAUAUUGCACAAGCAACAGUUCUUUUUUUUGGUUUCGAGUACCAAUCCAAUGCAAAUAGGUUAAUCUGUUUAACUUGGUUAAUGAUAAACUAUCGGAUAAAGACUUGGUGAUGGCAUUAAUAACAAAAAAAAUUUUGGCGUUCGUCAGUAUGGCUUAAUAAUACAAAUUAAUGGGACAAAACUUACACAGUAAUGCUGGUUUCGUUUUUGGAUUCGAGUUACUUUAAUGUUGAAAAAUCCAUAUGAAAAUGGCAGUUUCGAAUAAAUUAACAGCGAUACUGAUCCAAAGACGAUACCAGCUCAAGAUUAUGUACUUCGACUAUUUCCAUUCGUAUUUGUUGCGACAAUGAAUAAAGAUUGCUUAAUGCAACAGUUCAAA